Messenger RNA from Arvicanthis niloticus (Nile rat), 604 nucleotides. RefSeq names its product small integral membrane protein 23 (gene Smim23). The record is from RefSeq and is a predicted model, not a curated record. Lineage: Eukaryota; Metazoa; Chordata; Mammalia; Rodentia; Muridae.
GGGAGUCAUCUACCUGCCUGUCCACUGAAAGUACUUCCAUCCACCCCAAGACUUUGAUCCUGAACAGAGACAUGACAAUCCAGAAGACGGGUGGCAGAGGCCGGGCAACAGCUGAGCUAGUUGAGCAGAGAAGGAGCAGCCACCACUGUGAUGACAGGAAGCAGACACUGUUAGCACUGCUCGUCCUGGUGCUGUACCUGGGCACGGGGAUAUCAGGAAGCAGCUGGGAAGUGUCAGGGCAGACCAAGGACUGCAACCACUUUCAGAAUCCUGUGACAUCCCAGGGCUUUGAGUAUCAGACCAACGAACCUGCUGAAGAACCAUUAAGGACCCUCAGGAAGUGGCUGAAGACAAACUUGCAUGGAUUUUUGGAGAAGCUAGAGAAUGAAGUCCGAGAGCUGGAGCAGUUGGUGCGGGACCUGGAAUUCUGGCUCGACGCACUUCUGGGAGAGCUGCACCCAGAGGACUCCUGCUUCUCCACAAAGGUCAUUUGUGACGGGCAGGUGAUGGGACCUGGGGAGCAGAAGAGGAGAUGAUGAGGCCAGGCUUGGCUUUGAGGCUGGCUGCUCCAGGCGGCUGGAGAAAAUAAAGUGACUGAGAGGUG